Synchiropus splendidus (mandarinfish) is the source of this 5001-nucleotide messenger RNA. RefSeq names its product ring finger protein 19B (gene rnf19b). The coding region runs from base 546 to 2726 and encodes 726 amino acids. Gene Ontology annotation, biological process: positive regulation of proteasomal ubiquitin-dependent protein catabolic process; ubiquitin-dependent protein catabolic process; protein polyubiquitination. Gene Ontology annotation, molecular function: ubiquitin protein ligase activity; ubiquitin conjugating enzyme binding; zinc ion binding. The transcript has 10 exons. Gene Ontology annotation, cellular component: cytoplasm; ubiquitin ligase complex. NCBI's taxonomy places the organism in Eukaryota, Metazoa, Chordata, Actinopteri, Syngnathiformes, Callionymidae. The record is from RefSeq and is a predicted model, not a curated record.
CUUUCCUCCAUGACGUCAGCGGACGGCAGCAGAGCAGGUCUAGCUGCGGAGAUUUCACGGAGUUUUAACACUGCGUUUCGGGGUUCGCCAAGUCCAGAGGCCACCGUCCGCUAUCGAGCAGCUCCGGAGAGGAGAAGCGGGGAGAGAGAGGCGGCAGCGAGCACCGAGGCUCGCGGGCAUUUCCACCGAGGCCGGGCACCAGGAGAGUCCGCAGGAAGUCAAGGAAACCUGAAAACACACCGGCCAGCAGCAGCGGCGACGACGAGUGCAGACUGGUGCUGCUGAAGGAAGGCAGCACAAUCACGGCUGGACGUGGUGGAUAAUUAGAGGAAACAUUCCCCUGGAGGCUGCGGAGCAGCUGAAGAACUUUCCCUUUGAACCUUCAUAUUCAAGGAUCCUCCAGAGGAACUAUCGCUGGCGUCUCAGCUGAGAGCCAGAAUCACUUCAGAAUUUGAUUCCACUCACCGACCUGUGGCUGCCCCCCCCUUUGCCACGCUAAAAUCAGGAGACUUCUUAUCUGUUUGUAUCGAUUCUCUCUGGUAAACAUGGGAUCAGAGAAGGACUCUGAGUCGCCACACUCCUCGGUAAGUGGCGUCCCGAACCCUAAUUGCAGAGCGGCAGGCAAGCGGCAAGGCCGCAUCUCUUUCCACAGUCUCUUCCACAGCAAGCGGGGCUCCCGGGCCAGCAGGGCCAACAAAGGCAGCGCAGCACCUGCGCUCACGCACCAUCAACACAUGCAACAGCUCCUCCCGUCAGCCUUAAGUUCGGCGGCAACCGGUGUCGCCACCACCACGGCCACCGCCGCUGCCACUGCUGUGCCCCAAGAAGCUGCCUCCAGCACUCCGACGAAUGCCCUUACAGCCAGUCAGCCAUCAUUGAGUGGAGCACCGUCGUCGAGUGAGGUGAACUUCUUGGAGUGUCCCCUGUGCCUGAUUCGCCAACCUGCCGACCAGUUGCCUGAGCUGCUAGGCUGUAGUCACCGAUCCUGCCUGUGCUGCCUGCGUCAGUACCUUCGCAUCGAGAUCACAGAGAGCAGAGUCCAUCUCAGUUGCCCCGAGUGCGCGGAGAGACUGGUCCCGAGGCAGGUGGCCGACAUUCUGGAUGACGCCGCCCUGCUGGAGAAGUAUGAGGAGUUUCUCUUGAGAAGGUGCCUCGCCUCAGAUCCGGACUGCAGAUGGUGCCCAGCACCAGACUGCGGGUUUGCCGUCAUCGCCUCAGGAUGCGCGAGCUGCCCACGGCUCGUGUGUCGCAGGGAAGGCUGCGGCGCCGAGUUCUGUUACCACUGCAAGCAAGCGUGGCACCCCAACCAGACCUGCGACUCUGCCCGCCAGCAGAGGGCGCAAUCCCUGCACAACCACAGCAACCACUCGCCCAGCUACACCCAAGAGCAGGGACCUGCCGACGACAUCAAGCCGUGUCCGCGCUGUGGCGCCUACAUCAUCAAGAUGAACGAUGGCAGCUGCAAUCACAUGACCUGCGCCGUGUGUGGCUGUGAGUUCUGCUGGCUCUGCAUGAAGGAGAUCUCCGACCUGCACUACCUCAGUCCGUCCGGCUGCACCUUCUGGGGGAAGAAGCCCUGGAGCAGGAAGAAGAAGAUUCUGUGGCAGCUGGGAACACUGAUUGGAGCACCGGUCGGAAUCACGCUCAUCGCCGGCAUCGCCGUUCCCGCCAUGGUCAUCGGCAUCCCUGUUUAUGUGGGCCGCAAGAUCCACGCUCACUACGAGCUGAAGAAAGCCUCUCGUCACCGCAGAAACCUGGCCAUCACAGGAGGUGUGGCCCUGUCUGUCAUCACCGCCCCCGUCAUCGCGGCCGUCAGCGUGGGCAUCGGCGUGCCCAUCAUGCUGGCGUACGUGUAUGGCGUGGUGCCCAUCUCGUUGUGCCGCGGAGGUGGUUGCGGUGUGAGCCGAGGAAAGGGGCGGGGUGUCCGGAUCGACUUUGACGAGGACGAUGGCCCCAUCACUGUGGCGGAUGCCUGGCGCGCCCUCAAGUCCCCGAGUCUUGGUGAGAGCAGCCUGGAUGGUGCUGUCAGCUGCCUCAGCACCACCUCCCCGAGUGAAGCCCUGUCUGUGGUGCCUGGUGCUGCUGGUGACACGCCUCACUUCAACACGCUGGCUGGAGGAACCCUGGGCACAAGGACUGGCAAAUACAGCAGGUUGGAGGUUCAGACCGGCGACCUGGCUAAAGAGUCGGCUCAGAGGGAGACAGGAAGUCUCGGGGCCGGCAGCGACUGUGCUAGCACUCGUGGGAUGGCUGGAUCCAUCAUCUCUUCAUACACUCUCCCAGACAGGGAGUGCACCAAUCUGGAGAUCCAGGUGGACAUUGAGACCAAACCCAGUCACCUCUGCCUGAACAGCGAAGAGGACCUAACCCCACCAGUGGGACCCGCUGCUGCGGCAACAGCAUCGGUGGGGGAGGAGCCUCUGGACUGCAGCUCCAGAAGGGGUGGGGCUUUGUCUGGUUCCACGCUAGCGCUGUCUUCAGGCACGUCGAUCAGGGAGGGGCUCCGCGACGUUACCCUGGCCCAGCCGGAGAGCAUCCGCAGCGACCUGGAGAUGUCGGACACGCAAUCCGACGACAUUGCCGAGCUGACGUCGGACGACUGCGACUCGCCUCACCCGAAGAGCUGUCACCAGACGACGGGAGCGCCGCCGCCCUGCCGAGCCCCCAACCCCUCCAACGAAGGCCUUCACUGUCCCACCGACAGCAACGUCAUCCUCUACGUGUGAGAGAAGCGUCUCUCAGGAUCGCACAACACUUCUACUCUGUCGCUCUCCUUCAGAACUUUCUACUUCAGUCCGCUGCUUCUGCGACUUCGAGACACCAACGGUUGACGAUCUGUCUUUACCUGACAAUCUCCUCACUGAGGCAAAUGUUGGGAUUCUACCUCUGAGGUUUUUAAGACGAUUAUGUUUACUCCCGGGUGCAAAAAUGCCUUGGCUACUUCAGCAAAAAAAAAGAAAAUAUAUAUCUAUAUCAGAGAAGACAAAGGGUGGUUUAAAAUUUCCAGAAGGAAAAUCUAAGGUGAAAGGUCACCAAGCACAGAAUAGUCAGUGAAAGUGGACGACUGGGACGUAGAUCACAAGCAUGGAUGAAUGUGGACUUUGUACCGUGGCUUUGUUUGUGUCUUUCUAUCUAUAUCCGGACAAACAUCUAAUUGUACGACUGUCUGUGGACAUGAGGCUGCGUCCACGCUGCUGCAGUUGCCGAGUUGUCCUUUUGAGAGUAGAUGGGUAUUGGAACCCCUGGAUGGUACAACAUUCCGAGGAAUUGUGAGCUGAGAAGUCUUCUUCUGCUCUGAACUUGUGUUGAAAAAGUGCCUCCUUCUUUCAUCCACUUGCUCAACCCUCAGACAACAAACAUCUUUGCUUGGUUCUUGUCUUUAAGACCAGUACAGUCAUACGCACACAGCUUUACCCUCAGUCUGGAAGCAGGGCCUUUAAAGUACAGGUCUCUGGAUGCAGGUUCUUACUGUCGCAGUGUGGAUGUGGCCUCAUCUCUUGCUUGCCAUGAGUUCUGACAAUGACGUGGCGCCCAACGAUUACCAGAAGUGAUUCGUCAAUACCACAAAAAGGCUUCAAGAGGAUGAAUGACAAAAAAAAUUGGAGGAUGUAGCAACCAUUCUGAGGAAUGUGACCACACAGACCAUUUGUAAUUUACCGUUUUGAAGAAGAAAAGGGAAGUCGCGGCGGGUAAUGCAGAAGUGAUGUAAAGGGUUCUGUCUUCAUAGCAGCCAGAGUGAAAGCUGUUUGGGUCUCGGAAGUGAGUUAGACUCGAGAAUCCGUCCUGUUCCCCUUCUGGUUUCAUGACCAGGACAAGGCGGCGCUCACAUGAGGUAUUGGCUUCAUAAAGCUGUCUCUUGUCCUCAAGAGAUGCUCUCAACAACUGAUCCAAACAAAAGGGAACUUGUAUGUUGGAGGGGAGAGUUGAGGAACGUCCCUCUCCUGAGGGGCACUGACAAAUCCCUGAUAUGGCUUUUGGCAUUGUAAGGUCAGGAGUGAAUGGUUGCUCCUCAUUGGAAACAAGCUCAUGUAUUUCUUGAAGCACAAACAUUUCAAUCAAAUAUCCGUCCGUCCUUAGCAGAACUCAUGACUCAGCGUCAUGUGACUGGUUGAGGCGUGAAUGUUGCUCUCGCUGAUCGACAUAACCGCACACUUGACCGCUUUUAAGCUGCGGCGCGACGUCCGUCUGACCCAGUUAAAGUUUGUGUGAGUGCAUGUGUCUCUGUCUCUGACAGACGAUGAAGGUGUGAAUGUUGUAAGAACGAGCACUUGUGCACUUUAUCUGAAAAGAUACCUUAUUUAUGUUCAGUUUUUUUCCCCUUUUUCUGCUACUGUACGUUAGCUUUGUUUUGUUGCACACCGACGUCUGUGGUUUAACCAAAACUAACCGGAAGGCCUUUUCACUUCACACCAGAAGAGUUUGGUUCCGAAACAGUCAAGAGCGCCCUCUACUGUGGCAACAUGUUACCGUUAGAAAUACAGAACACUUGUUACUAUAUUCGUCAGAAAGCAGAAGUAUGAUAAGCUACUUGAUAAUGAGAGUGUUUAUGUUCUGUAUGCAGAAGUAAACGCCAAAUAUUCAGUGCAGCAUUAACGUUGUUAUUGAGUAACCGAAUACAACAUGCCUUUCUGCAACAAUCCGCAUCACAUGGCUAAAGAUGCGAGUGCAGAAUCCGAGAAGAUACGUUAGCUAACUUAGGGAGCCAAACUCUUCCUGAGCUCACGUGACAUUCAUUCGCUCAUCACACUCACAAGCCUGAAUGGAAUCUUAGCUUUGUAUCACCGUUGUGCUUCAAUCUUAAAGGAAAACAAACAUACGCUGCUCAUGACUGGACACCGCUCUGUUUGUUUGUUUGUUCAUUCUGCUGCACUUUUCCACUUGUUUCUGUCCAAGCGAGGGGGGAACACUUGAAUGUACUGCAAGGAGAAGAAGACAAUGACAUUCUGGCAAGAGUUUUCCCACCGAAUCAUUAAAGUAGUUAAAAAAAAAAAAAAAAAGAAA